UAAAUUAAAGAGGUGGUUGAAUAUUUUAUAAGUGAGAGGACCAUUAUACCUAUUACUAACACGGAUUCUUUUGAAAAAUGAAUUAAAAUUGCAAUGUGGCAUCUAUAAUUUUCAAACAAGGCACAGGUGGAUGUUAUUAAAUUUCUUGUAUAUUAUCCAUUGUAUUACAAUAAUACAGCGCAAAGGGAAUAACUGAAGUUGACCAACAUGCCAAAUUAAGAGAGAAUGAAACUUUUUAAAUAGAAAAUGGCAUGGUAUUGGUCAAGUAGUGGAUAUUUUGCAUGAAGUUGUAUAUGUUCAAAUCUUAGCUAUUCUUAGUUCUUUACCAUUCUACAAAAUCCUAUAGAACAACUGGUUUAUCUCCUUUAUCCAUUUUUUCGUUUCAACCUCAACGAUAAUGGAAGAUGUGACCAGCUCCGGCAACUCACCUUUUACAGUAUCUGCCAUCGCUGCAGGGGAAGCACAUACUCUCCUUCUCACUGAGGAUGGGCGUGUAUAUUCAUGGGGAAGAGGAACAUUUGGAAGACUCGGUUUGGGUUCAGAACAAGACCAACUAUUUCCAGCUCAAAUCGCGUUUGAAUCAAAAAACUCGGUUAGAAUAGUUGGAAUUGCUGCUGGUGCAUAUCAUAGUCUAGCUCUUGCAGAUGAUGGAUCUGUUUGGUGCUGGGGUUACAAUUUAUAUGGUCAACUUGGUAUCAUCAAUGAAGAGGAUUCCCACAAUCCAAAAUACACAGAUGGAUAUUAUUCUGUUGUUCCUUGCUUGUUGAACAAGUUUCUUGAGUUGCAUCCCCCAGAUUCUUCAACCUUAGUGUUAGAAGAAGCAGAAGCGAAACCACCACUAAAGAUAAUUUCGGUCAAAGCAGGAGGAAUGAUGUCACUUUCUAUUGACAAUCUUGGAGCUCUAUGGAUGUGGGGAAACUGUCCUAAUCAAAGCAAAGAUGGUAUAUUCUCAAUAGUAAGCAAUUUCACUCCAACGCCGGUUUGGGAUUUCCAUGGUCACAUAGUAGUAAAAGUUGCAUGUGGAAAUGAACACAUUAUAGCACUGGUUAGUGUUGGAGAAUCAUACAAUGAUGAACAAGAUGAUCUCAUUUGUUACUCUUGGGGUAACAACAACCAUGGUCAGUUAGGUUUGGGUGAUGAAGAGAAUAGACCAAAUCCAGAAAUGGUAAAAACAUUUGAUCAGAAUUCUCAUUGGUCAAUUUAUGAAAUAGCAUGUGGUGCUUUUCACACUGCUUUGUUAACUCGUAGGAAAAAAAAGCCGAAUGACGCGUUAGAAUUAGAAAGUGUGUGUUGGACAUUUGGUCUUGGUGAUAAUGGACAACUUGGUCAUGGAACAAUACAAAGUACAUCAAUUCCUGAACCUGUUCAAGAAUUGCCACAAUUUGUGAACCUUGUUUCUGUUGACUGUGGUUUGUUUCAUACUUGUGUUGUUUCGUCUGACGGGGAUGUUUGGUCGUGGGGAAUGGAGAAGGGGCUUGGACUAUAUCCGGAUGCGCGAGUUGUUGGUGAAUAUUCAAGUGACGCUCUUUCCCCGCUUGCUGUAAGAAAUCCUUGUGAGGACACAUUUUUAGAACCGGUUCAAGUCGCCUGUGGCGCGGCUCAUACUGUUAUUGUUGCACGAGAGGGUUAUAAGGUUUGGUCUUUGGGAAGAGGAAGAAGUGGAGUUCUUGGAAAUGGUAAGGUAAUGGAUUGUUACACUUCUACCUUAGUGCUAUGGCCUCCAUUGGUGGAAGAUUUUAGUUUCAAAUUAGAGGAACCGUCGAGUUCGCGUGAGCAAGAAAAGGGAAAGAAAAAGACUGAAGGAGUAACAGAAAACAUAUGAGCAAUUAAUUACAUGUCAAUAGUGUAUAUAAAAGUGAAGAUUGCACCAUUGUUAUCAAAGUAUUGCACAUACAAGACAAAAAACUGAUGGCCUGAUUAUUUGUUGUAUCUAGUUUCUAUUGGGUGAUUGAGUCAUGCACAAAAAUUGAAUACAAAUUGUUCACAAAUAUUAUGUAAAUUCUGGUUUGAUAUAUUAUGCUGCUGUGUUGAUCCUUUUGUUGCAUAAUCACUUGCUCCUUUAUUUGUUUAACAA
Vicia villosa (hairy vetch) is the source of this 2074-nucleotide messenger RNA. RefSeq names its product ultraviolet-B receptor UVR8-like. The coding region runs from base 398 to 1822 and encodes 474 amino acids. Lineage: Eukaryota; Viridiplantae; Streptophyta; Magnoliopsida; Fabales; Fabaceae. The transcript has 5 exons. The record is from RefSeq and is a predicted model, not a curated record.